This is a messenger RNA of Anneissia japonica, 3117 nucleotides long. RefSeq names its product nucleoporin 88-like. The coding region runs from base 106 to 2259 and encodes 717 amino acids. The record is from RefSeq and is a predicted model, not a curated record. The transcript is spliced from 15 exons. Gene Ontology annotation, cellular component: nuclear pore. Gene Ontology annotation, biological process: mRNA export from nucleus; ribosomal large subunit export from nucleus; ribosomal small subunit export from nucleus. Gene Ontology annotation, molecular function: structural constituent of nuclear pore. Lineage: Eukaryota; Metazoa; Echinodermata; Crinoidea; Comatulida; Comatulidae.
AAUGUACAUAUUUUCAGUGUGGAAUUUUGCUGCCCAUUUGCCCAGCUGCUUGAUGGAUUUUGAUGGCGCGGGGCUUUGAAAUGGAAAUUCCCUUUCCACAACAAAAUGGCAUGCUACGAUGAAAAUGGGAGUUUGGAAGUCUUGAAUUCACAUCCACUUUUCGGUAUUUUAAGAGAAAAUGUUAAGAAUUCUACAAAUCCGGAUGAUUCUGAAGAACUCAUGGCCGUUAAAGAUGGGGAUUUGUACGUGUGGGAUAAAGAACAUCUGCAUCUGCUUACAGCAAAUCUGAAAGUAUUCGUAGGCCCAACUGAUGACGAUAUUGCAACGUUCAGGUACCAGAUUCUUCUUUGCACAAAUGCACCAAUCUUCGAAAUAGAAAGUGUUACACUCAAUGAGACUAGUGAUUAUGUUAUGCUGCACGGACAGAAGGGUCUAGCAGUGUUAGCUCUUCCCAGACGUUAUGGAAAAAACAGUGAAUUUGAAGGUGGAAAAAGAAAGAUUAAUUGCAGGACAAUGAUAAUUGCUGAACGAUUGUUUAUUAGUAACCCAUCACUGAAGCUCCUAGAAGCUAAAUGGCACCCAGGCAGUGAAACUGGCAUGCACAUUUCAAUUCUGACAUCUGAUAAUAUUCUAAGAAUAUAUGACAUCCAGGCCCCUCAGCGACCUGUCCAGACCCACUACUUGAGUGAGGAACCAAGUCCUUGCUUGUCUUCAGGUUCUGCAUCUUUCCAAGCUGCAUUAGGAGAGGUGGCAAUUUCAUUUGAUAUUGGUCCACCACAGAAAGUGAUCACUCGACGGUUUGGUCUGCGAGGCCACCAAAAAACUCUAAUAUAUCCUAUCUAUAUCUUAAAGGGGAAUGGAGAUGUAUACCUACUACCAAACAGUUUAAAAGACAAAAGGUAUGUAGACACAAGAUUGCAGGGUCCGUUAGCAAUGUACCCACCUGCUGAGGACAACUAUGGACUAGAUGCCUGCGCAUUGCUGUGUUUACCUUGUAAACCACAUGUCCUAGUGGUUGGCACUUCCUCAGGCCACCUGCAUCACUGCUUAGUAUUGACUACAGAAGAAGAUGAUGAUGAGAAUGUGUCUGUAUCAUCUGUUGAUUCUGGUCAUUUAUCAACACACGUAACUGAAUGUGAUUCUUCUCUCUACGUCUAUGAGACAAUUGAACUUCCAAUGAGUCCAAUCCUAUCAGAUGAUUAUGACGAAGAGAGCCCUCAUCCUGUUAGACUCCAUCAAGAUAAUGGAAAUGCAUCACGGUACUACUGUACCCAUAAUGCUGGUGUGCAUUCUGUGUCUCUUCCCUGGGCCAAGAAGCUACAGCAGUUUUGUACUGAAGAAGGAGAAAAUGAUGGCGGUGAUUUGCUGCUUGCAUUACGAGAAGAUCAACCGUGUCGUGUAGAACACUUAGUCUGUACACAGCCUAUUCCAACAAGCCCACCAUCUCCAAUCCUAGGCUUAGCUGUAGUAACAGAUCAGUUACUAGGCAACCACCUUCUCUGUCUGACAUCAAGUUAUGAAUGCCUUUCACUUCCUGUUUCACUUGAGGAAUUUGAACCUCCUCCUGAUCUUCUGUUUGAAAUGCCAUCAGGUGUUGUGAGGUCACCCCUUAAAAGGCCAGACACCCAGCCCUUUCAGAAUAGCAUCAAGAGCCUAUUGAAACGAAGUUCAACAAAUCCAAUUCUAAGAUCAAGUACAAAAGCAAAGCUAAGUCCUAAUGAGUGUUUUAUGCUGCUGGGGCAAGCCACUAAAGUUUUACGAGAAGAGUACAUCCUGAAACAGGACCUAGCAAGAGAAGCCAUCGGACGAAAGGUGAAAAUAUUACAAGAACAGAAACAACAGCAACAAAAUGAUUUGAAAGAAUGUGAUGAUUUGAAAGAAACAUUAGGGGCCAAAGCGGAGGAGCUGGCAGACAAAUAUGAAAACACCAAAGAAGAGCAGAAUCGUUUAGUUGCACGAAUUGGUAGUCUUUUGCGACAACUACAGAAUCGUGUGCCGGUGCUUUCUGAUGCAGAACAAAGCAUGAAAAAAGAACUCGCGACUAUGGAAGAGAAACUGAAACAUGUCUCCAACUCGUUAGAACAGGUGAAAUUAAAACAUAGUUAUCAAAAAAGAAGCAUGAAGAAAGAUGCAAAAGAGCCACAGACCCCUGUUCUGAAUGAGAAUCAGACUAGGAAGUUAAAGGGUCUUAUUAAAGAAGAAGGUGAAAGCAUUGCAGGUUUGGUGAACAAAGUGAAGGAUAUCUCAAUACAUUUAUAGUAUCAUCAUCUUUCCUAGCAAGCAUCUGGCACAAAAUCUUGUUUAAAAUAAAUAACAACAAUAGAAAUACUGUAACACUGUAUAUAUUUCAUACCACUGCAGUCAAUAAGUCAACACAAUGUGUAUGUUGCUAAGCAUACAGCAGAACCCCUCUUAAGCAGAUAAUCUUUGAGACCACAAAAUUGUCCUCUUAAUAGGGGCGUUCUCUGAAUAGGGUUUGGCCAUAAUCAUAAAAGAUGUAUGUUGUCCUUGUAAAAAUGCCUCUUUAAUAAGGCACUUUAAAAGGUGAACCAAAGGAGGGAUUCUACUAUAUUGUAUAAGUUGUAGGAACAUUUGCUUUCAACUUCCUGUAUGUAUGUCCAUAUGUACGUGUCAUAGUAUACCCAUUACACUGAGUUUGGAAACAAGUGAACUCAAAAUCUGCCAAAGUAUAGUAUAGUCAUGAUUUUUCUAGAGAUCAACAACAUGGUAAAGUUUCAAGUCAACAUUUCCAGAUUCAGAUGAUGAAUCUAAAUAAUUUUUCUAUAAUCUAACUUUUCUGUAUUUAUACAGUGAUUUUUAACUUAUACCAUUAAAAUUAUUGUAUAUAAAAUGGGCUUGUUGAAUACUAUAUGAAUGUCUUUAAUGUAUCGUUAGAAUACAACAGCUUGUCAGAUUAAAAUAAGUCUAAAUUAACAUGUCUUUAUUUAAAUAGCUGCUGAAUAUAACAAUCAAAGAAUGCAUGCAAGACAAGAUGUAGACAAAUAAAGCUUCUGUUGAACAUAUUGGCACAGUACAAUAUUUUUGUAAUGUAAAAUUCAGGCUACAUUGGUAAUUAUAAACAUUAGUGUAUUAUUAAUAAACCAAUAUCUAUAAUUA